ACAGAUAUAUUUUGAAUGUUACUGUGCUUUUAUCAAUCCAGAUUUUUUUUAGUCAAAAUAUUUGGACUUUACGGUGGAACUUCGUAUUCAACAACGAUCAGUAAACCUGAAGAGUUCAUUCGUCAAAAUGCGAGUAAGUUUGCUCUACUACAUGCAAGAACACUCAGUAGGAAGUUUAAGAAUGAAGUUGGGUUUCCACUUUUACAGUCUGCUAGGUUAGCUGCAGGUCUUCAGUGUGGUGGUUUAAUAUCUCUUCCUCCUGAGAUUCUCCUACAGAUAUUCUACAAUCUGGAUUUAAAAUCAUCCAUUAAUCUUGGUCAAACAUGUUCGGAGUUGAAUAUACUAAGCAAGGACUCUUCUAUAUGGAAAAUCUUUCUCAAACGAGACUUCAGUAAUCUAGGUGGUGGAGAGGAUCCCCGUAAUCUUUAUAUUACUCUUCACAGAAGCAGAACAUCAAGAUCCCGUCAUCCUCCAAUCCUCCCUCUCAAUCCUCUUAAUCCAUUCCCGGACCCAGAGUACCCAGACUUUCCGCCCGAUCCCUUCAAUCCCCCGGGGAUUAUCGGCGGGGAUUAUGAUUUGUAUCCGUUUUUAAAUCCAAGAGGAGGAUUACGUGGAGGGUUUAGACCUAGGUUUGAUCCGCCGGGGCCUAAUUUCCCCCGCCGUGGUCCGCCUAGGUUUGGUCCACCAGGCGGUGGAGGGUUUGGAGGCGGGUUUGGUGGAUUUUUCUAAGUUGUAAGUUUACUGUUACCAACCUGGGUGCAUUUGAUGGCUGUGUCCAAUUGACGUAGUAAAAAUUUAAUAUAUUAAUAUUGUUAUUAUUAUGGUUGUUAUAAUUGCA
Molecule: messenger RNA, 838 nt
Organism: Eurytemora carolleeae
Lineage: Eukaryota; Metazoa; Arthropoda; Copepoda; Calanoida; Temoridae
Product: F-box only protein 7
Exons: 5
Coding region: 16-729 (237 amino acids)
Biological process (GO): positive regulation of autophagy of mitochondrion; autophagy of mitochondrion
Molecular function (GO): protein kinase binding
Source: RefSeq, a predicted model, not a curated record